CUCACACGCUUUUGUCUAGUACCUGUGACUCAAGCUCUGGCUCUUCCUCUGGCGUUUCGCGGAUUUCUCUGCUUUCCAUCGGGGAGACCCACCGUGGGGGGAAGCGACAGUGCGAAGCCAGUUCAGCAAAAUGAUGCUUCAACACCCAGGCCAGGUCUCUGCCUCGGAAGUCAGUGCCUCUGCCAUCGUCCCCUGCCUGUCCCCUCCUGGGUCACUGGUGUUUGAGGAUUUUGCUAACCUGACACCCUUUGUCAAGGAAGAGCUGAGGUUCGCCAUCCAGAGCAAGCACCUCUGCCACCGGAUGUCCUCGGCGCUGGAGUCAGUCACCGUCAGCAACAGACCCCUCGAGAUGUCAGUCACCAAAGCCGAGGUAGCCCCUGAAGAAGAUGAAAGGAAAAAGAGGCGACGGGAAAGAAAUAAGAUUGCAGCUGCCAAGUGCCGAAACAAGAAGAAGGAGAAGACAGAGUGCCUGCAGAAGGAGUCAGAGAAGCUGGAGAGUGUGAAUGCCGAACUGAAGGCCCAAAUUGAGGAGCUCAAGAAUGAGAAGCAGCAUUUGAUAUACAUGCUCAACCUGCACCGGCCCACAUGCAUUGUCCGGGCUCAGAACGGGAGGACUCCAGAAGAUGAGAGAAACCUUUUUAUCCAACAGAUAAAAGAGGGAACAUUGCAGAGCUAAGCAGCCGUGGUAUGGGGCAACUGCGGAGUCCUCAUCGAAUCCUCCUUUUACAUCCAAAACCCUGAAGCCAUUGGAGAUCUGACUUCCUGUGCACCUCUUGAAUCCCAGCAGCAAAGAACCAUCACGGUGGGAGGGCCCUUGGUGACUUUCCACUCUACCCCAGAGUGGACUUUGGACCAGGGCAACAAGGGCAUCUUUUUCCUCAACUCCAGAAUUUAGGCCUUAACAUCUUGGCCUUCCUUGGAUUCUCCAGAUGGCCCCUGGUUAGGGUCCUGCCUGCCUUUCAUCUGGAUUCUGCAAAAACCAGGCCUCCCACCAUUAGGAUUCAUGCAGAAGCAUCAUC
Messenger RNA from Globicephala melas (long-finned pilot whale), 1019 nucleotides. It is a transcript of the gene ATF3, whose product is annotated as activating transcription factor 3. NCBI's taxonomy places the organism in Eukaryota, Metazoa, Chordata, Mammalia, Artiodactyla, Delphinidae. Gene Ontology annotation, cellular component: nucleus. The record is from RefSeq and is a predicted model, not a curated record. Gene Ontology annotation, biological process: regulation of transcription by RNA polymerase II. Gene Ontology annotation, molecular function: RNA polymerase II cis-regulatory region sequence-specific DNA binding; DNA-binding transcription factor activity, RNA polymerase II-specific.